Sclerotinia borealis F-4128 is the source of this 1194-nucleotide messenger RNA. Lineage: Eukaryota; Fungi; Ascomycota; Leotiomycetes; Helotiales; Sclerotiniaceae. The record is from the annotation of a GenBank genome assembly.
AUGUCGCAAGUCUACAUCUUGCAUCCUACGACGGAUACCAAGGCAGCGGGGAGCACCGUUGAGGCCGAAGAUAUUAGCGAUUACAUACCAUAUCAACCGAGAAGAGAUGCUAAGGAUAUUCCUCCAUUUAAUGCCAUCCUAUGGCUCUCGACGUUUUACGGCCAACAAGUUCCUCCACUUCCUGUGGUUCACCCAAAGCAGGAGCUUGAAGAGCUGCCGGAUCAAAGUUCACAGGAAACCAUGGAGGAAUAUCAACUCUUCACCCCAACGGUGAAAAAUAAAAAGCUGGAUCUAUUUACUCAAGUCGGAUUGACUGGCUUUCCAUUGAUUGAGAAAACGAAUUUUAACAUUGUUCGAAACUAUCCGGCAGAUGAACAAUACAACGGACCGCAGAAUUUGAUUUGGACUAUAGGAAAUUCCUAUUAUACUGCUGUGGCUUGGUGCGUAUAUGGGAACUGGGAACUUUGGCCUCGUGUGAAAGCUCAACAUAGAACAAUUGUCAAUCGCGUUCUCGCAGACAAAAAUCAUCCUCGUCAUGAACUAUACACAGAGUUGAACCAAACACGAAAGGGCGAAAACAAUCUAAACUUAAAGGAAAGAUUAGGAACCCCAUAUUGCGCGAUUCGACACGAGGAUAUUCAACAAAUUACUGCCGAUUUGUAUGGAAUUCUGCUUGUGAUUUUUACCUAUCAACCAGCGGUACAUAUGAAGGGCAGUGAAGCUGAUCAAGCAGAACAGCAUUUCGCUCCAUCCAUCAGGGGCGAUUUCAACCGUCCUCACAAAUUCAUUCGCUUUUCCAUUGGUGCCUUGCCAAAGAAGUUUGAGAAAUAUCCAGACGCAAAGCGUAUACCGAUAUGGCAAAUCUAUGAGCCCAUGUUCCUCAACAUACCUGCUCCUGCUCGACAUUCAGACUUUAAAUAUAUCAGGCCAACAUUCAUUAAUACCAGGGCUUCUUUACCAGCCGAGGUGAAAGAUGAGGACUCGGCUAUAUGGGAUGGACUUAAUCAUCCAUGGAGAAGGGUUUUCGGGGAUCGAGUUCCUAUUCCAAAUCCUUUGACACAUCCACCUUGCUGGGCGAAAGGCAUUCCGGUGCCUUCAUUGGCCGAUUUAGCUAUCGCUUUAGGAUGCCAUAUUGGGAAUCCAGAUGAUAAAUCUACUUGGAUUACGAAAUUACCACAGUGGAUAAGGAAGUAA